AAACGUUACAUAAUGGCAUUAAAUGUCAAUUCGUUACGAGUGUUUUAGCGAGUUUGUAACCAGUGUACAUAUAAAUAAUGAAACUCGAGGUUUAUAACGACGUGAUAGCGGCAAUCCGCAAUUUUCGGGGUCUGUCACGGGAUUGCGUCAAUAUGCUGCAGACAUCGUACAAAGACAUUCCUCCAAACACACUCUACAGCAUCCUAUCUCUGGAAAUACAACAGAAAAUGAAAAUCAAUCAUACUAAACUGUUUGGGAACAAUAAAAGUUAUUAUGACAGUUAUUUAGAGGCAGUACAGAGAGGCGAACACAUGGGUAUUUUGUUGAGAAUGGCACAAAGUCUAGAUACUUCCCCAGCUCUGUUAGCACGUAACGUUUUGGAAAAGUACUGCACCCUGAAGGAUGCAAAUGUCUCAAAAAAUGUAGUCGCAAAGCUGUUCAAGGAUACUACACUGAUUGAAAACAGAGAUCUUGCAUAUGAAAUUUAUUUGUGUAUAUUAUACGACGAUUUGUAUGGACCAAUAGCUGAUGCGAUCGGAAUUUCUAUAGGACACGAGUAUGAAAUGAAGCUUCAAAAUUACCUGACGCAAAGGAACAUCGCGUUCCGGAACGAAGAACAUUUACGAUUACGCGGAUACGAUAAAACCCCAGACAUUAAAUUGGAAGUGCCAAUUGCGGUGAACGGCUGUGUGAUAAACUGGAUCGAAUCCAAAGCCCGGUUCGGUAAUACGGAGGUUCAUCAAAAGUACAUGAGGGAACAGUUCUUGAGUUAUUGGAAUCGAUUCGGAUCUGGACUAGUCAUUUAUUGGUUUGGCUUCCUCGAGAUUUUACAUAAAUCGACUGAGAAAAAGUUCAUUAUAAUGGAUCAUUUCCCCGAAAACAUUACAUAUAUGGAUCCGGCUUCUAUCAAGCCCGCGAACAGUACGUGAUUAUGGUCCGAUUUGUAAAUAGAUUUUUUUAACAUUCGUUACAGAUUCACGUUGUACUAUACCGACUAUUAAAUCGUCGAUCUUACUCGAUAUGACUGUGAUUAAAUGUAAUCAAUACAUAAUUUUGUAUCUUCAUGAUGAAUAUGAUCAUUAAAUUUGUAUCAUUG
Molecule: messenger RNA, 1096 nt
Organism: Ooceraea biroi (clonal raider ant)
Lineage: Eukaryota; Metazoa; Arthropoda; Insecta; Hymenoptera; Formicidae
Source: RefSeq, a predicted model, not a curated record